Molecule: messenger RNA, 2088 nt
Organism: Helianthus annuus (common sunflower)
Lineage: Eukaryota; Viridiplantae; Streptophyta; Magnoliopsida; Asterales; Asteraceae
Product: ATP-dependent 6-phosphofructokinase 6
Exons: 13
Coding region: 383-1873 (496 amino acids)
Biological process (GO): fructose 6-phosphate metabolic process; glycolytic process
Cellular component (GO): cytoplasm
Molecular function (GO): ATP binding; 6-phosphofructokinase activity
Source: RefSeq, a predicted model, not a curated record
UUAAAUAUUCUUGACUACCAAAAAACCAGCACACAAGAAAAACUUCCAGGGUUUAUGUUUUCGUUCAAAACUGAUAAUCCUACGCCACCAGUUUCUGAAAUCUAGAAAAAGGGUUGAUUUAAGAUCUUUAACCCUUAAAAAUAAAUAAAAAAAGUCAUUUUUUUAAUCUUGAUUACUGAAUCUUGAAAUAAUAAUCAACCCAUAUGAAAAAUCUUUAAAAAAAUCCACACUUUUCUUUCAACCCGUGUCGUCAAACUCUUUCCAUAUAAAUAUAAACACACAGCAUCCGAUUCGGUAGAAAAACACACACAAACCCCAUUCAGGAAGAUCAAUCAAUUUAAGCAAACCCAUUUGGUAAUUUGUGUGUUUGUGUUGGUAAUUAAUGGAUAAUAACAUCAGUUGUCAGAUGAAAGUUGAAACAGGGGAAGCAGGUUAUGUGCUUGAAGAUGUGCCUCACUUGACUGAUUACAUCCCUGAUCUCCCUACUUACCCGAAUCCGUUGCGUUCUAAUCCUGCGUAUUCGGUUGUGAAGCAGUACUUUGUUGAUGCGGAUGAUACCGUGCCUCAAAAGGUUGUUGUCCACAAGGACGGUCCGAGAGGGAUACAUUUUCGACGUGCUGGACCUCGCCAAAGGGUUUAUUUUGCGCCCGAUGAGGUGCAUGCUGCGAUAGUGACAUGUGGUGGUUUAUGUCCCGGGCUAAAUACAGUGAUCAGGGAAAUUGUUUGUGCACUUUAUCACAUGUAUGGCGUCACCAGAGUUCUUGGGAUUGAUGCUUUCAUACAGGGAGGGUAUAGAGGUUUUUACUCAAAAAAUACCAUCACUUUGACCCCAAAGUUUGUGAAUGAUAUCCAUAAACGCGGUGGUACGAUUAUCGGCACCUCUCGUGGGGGCCAUGAUAAACCAAAGAUAGUUGACAGUAUUCAGGAUCGCGGUAUCAACCAGGUUUAUAUAAUUGGAGGAGACGGUACUCAAAAGGGAGCAGCGGUUAUUUAUCAGGAAGUGAGAAGGCGUGGACUUAAAGCUGUAGUUGCUGGGAUUCCUAAGACAAUUGAUAAUGACAUUCCGGUCAUUGAUAAGUCAUUUGGUUUCGAUACUGCUGUGGAAGAGGCUCAACGUGCCAUCAAUGCUGCACAUGUGGAAGCUGAAAGUGCCGAGAAUGGCAUAGGGGUCGUCAAACUUAUGGGACGCUAUAGUGGAUUCAUUGCAAUGUAUGCAACUUUGGCAAGCCGAGAUGUUGAUCUAUGUUUAAUCCCGGAAUCGCCCUUUUAUCUUGAGGGAGAAGGUGGACUUUUAGAAUACGUGGAAAAACGUCUCAAGGACGAUGGGCACAUGGUUAUCGUCGUUGCAGAAGGUGCGGGCCAGGAACUUCUUGCAGCAGAAAACUCGAAAACUACAACCGCACAAGAUGCUUCCGGAAAUAAACUACUUCAAGAUGUUGGAUUGUGGCUUUCUGAUAAAAUCAAGGCUCACUUUGCUAAAAUUCCUUCCAUGCCCAUUACUCUCAAAUACAUAGAUCCAACUUACAUGAUCCGUGCGGUUCCAAGUAACGCAUCGGAUAACGUGUACUGCACUCUUCUCGCUCAAAGUUGUGUUCAUGGAGUGAUGGCGGGCUACACGGGCUUCACUAGCGGGCUUGUUAAUGGUAGACAGACUUAUAUUCCAUUUAACCGUAUCACUGAGAAGCAGAACAACGUUGUGAUAACCGAUAGGAUGUGGGCAAGGCUUCUGUCAUCCACUAAUCAACCGAGUUUUUUGGGACCAAAAGACGUUUGUGAGUUCAAGAAACAUGAACCAGACAUUUGUGAGUUCAAGAAACAAGAACCAGCAACUCAAUCGGUGGAUGGAGACAAGAGCAAGGCAAAUGACAUCUAAAUUAAGAAGAUUCACCAUUUUUAUGCAUGCACAAAAAUAAUAGCACCACAGACUACUGGGUAUUGUGGAUGCAACUCACCAUGAUUUUGCACAAUUUUCAAGAUAUUAUUACGUAUUCGUGUAAGGAUUUAUGAUUUUAAGUCUCCCAGAAACUAUGUGAAACCAGUUCUGCUGUAUUGGCAUCUUAUUAGUGCUAGCCAAGUGAGAUUAUUUUA